AUGUCUGCUUCCUCUACUCAUGUUCAAGGUACAGAGGAUAUUCCCAUUAACCCUAAUGAGAUUCUUGAGGUCACCCCUUUACAGAUGGUGACUCCAGACGAUUUUGUGACAAAGAAACCAGGAACAUCACAUGCACGAAGAACCAAAGAAACGACAAGAAAACCUAAAAAGUCUAUUUCUGGUCAGACUUCUCAAUCCUCUGUUCUUCCCUCUAGGGAAGAAUUGACUAAACAAGGUUUUAGGCAUGCUCACAAUGCCAUUGCUAAAAUUGUCACUCGUAUCUUGAAUGAACAACAUCAAGUCCCUGGGAUUUUUGUUCCUUUAAAUUCUGUGUUUCCUGAGUCACAAGACAAUAUGCAUGUUAGUGGUAAUGAUGUUGAUUAUGUCCAAGUAAAUGAGGAUAUGGAUGCGACUGCUCAUGAAGAAAACAUUGUUAUUAAUGAUAAUGUUGAUGAUGUUGUCAAUGUGAAUGAUGUUAAUGAUGUGGAAGAGACUGUUGGUAAGUACGAUGGUGUUGCUGAUGAUGAUCACACGGAGGUCCCUGUUGGUGUUGUAGAUGAUGAAGAGGUACCUUGUGAAGAUGAUGGUAAUGUCUCUGUUGAUAAGGAUGAGGGCCACACUGAAGGUGGUCAAGCUGAAGAGAAAGAACCUAAGAAGACCAAUGCUGAUAAGGUGAUCAACCUUGAUGAUCUCCCUGAUGAUGACUUGGUUGCUUCUAUCAAUCCAAGUAUAGCCAAAAGGCUUAUGAGGAGGAAAGGGGAGCACGUUGUGGAUGAGGAUUCUCUGAAGAAAAAGACUGUGGUUAAGCCCACUUUUGUUGGCCCCAAGAAAUCUUGGAGCAAAGUGGUGCCUAAGAAGAGAAAGGCUAGAAUUGUUGAUGAGAAUGAGUCAGAUUCUGAUGUUGCUCUGGAUGUCAAUGACAUCCCUCCCAAGAAGAAGGCCUCUACUAGCAAGCUUGCUGCUAGUGUCUUUGAAGUUCCUAUUGAUAAUAUUUCUUUUCACUAUCCAUCCAGUGUAAUCAGAUGGAAAUUUGUCUAUCAGAAAAUAUUGGCCUUAGAGAGGGAGCUUGCUCAGAAUGCUCUUGAGUGUGAAGAGAUUAUGAAUCUCAUUCAUGAAGUUGGGCUGGUAAAAACUGUGACUCAAUUCUCCAAAUGUUAUGAAGUCCCUGUGAAGGAGUUCAUUGUGAAUUUACAUGAAGAUUGUGCCAACAAGAAAGCUAAGGAUUACUUGAAAGUGUUUGUUAGGGGAAAUUGUGUUAACUUCUCCCCCACUGUGAUCAACAAAUUUCUGGAAAGAUCCAAUGAAGCUCAACCUGAGCUAGAAGUGUCUGAUAAUCAAAUGUGCAAGGUAAUUACUGCUGGACAAGUAAAGACUUGGCCUGUCAAAGGAAAGUUGAAUGCCAGCAAGCUAAGUGUGAAAUAUGUUAUACUUCAUAAGAUUGGAGCUGCCAACUAUGUGCCAACUCAACACAAGUCUACAAUUUCUGCUGUUCUAGGUAAAUUCAUCUUUGCUAUAGGUACUAAGACCAAAGUUGACUAUGGGACUUAUAUUUUUGAGCAAACCUUAAAGCAUGCUGGUAGCUAUAGUGUUAAAGGCCCCAUUGCCUCCCUCUCCCUUAUUUGUGAGAUUAUCUUGAAUCAAUUUCCUAACAUUCUGAAUGACAAAGAUUCUGUGUGCAAAAGAGCAAGCCCUUUACUCUUUCAUCAUAAGCUCUUUCAAGGAACCCAUGUUCCUGACAUUGUCAUAACAUCUGCUGGGACAUUCCAUGGGAGCUCUAAAACCAGUAAGUCAGAGAUUAUAGUUGUGCUAAAAGAAACCUGUAAAGAGCUUGAAGCAAGGAAGAUGAGCCUUGAGAAACUGAUAAGCUUUCUUGAAUCUGAUGCUGAGCUUGUAGACAAUGCUAAUGAAUGA
Messenger RNA from Vicia villosa (hairy vetch), 1911 nucleotides. RefSeq lists its product as uncharacterized. Bases 1 to 1911 code for a protein of 636 amino acids. Lineage: Eukaryota; Viridiplantae; Streptophyta; Magnoliopsida; Fabales; Fabaceae. The record is from RefSeq and is a predicted model, not a curated record. The transcript has a single exon.